AUGAGUGAGAAAGACCACUCCAGUGUGAAGCUGCUGCCUUCGGCUCAAGAUGAAGCCGACCGACAGCAAUCCAGCAGUACCGUGGCCUCUGCCGGCGGCGGCGAAAGAGCCGCCAGCCAGGACAGUCUCUUGCCGCUUUCUAGUCCCCCGCCUCAGCAGAAGGUCAAGUCAUUAGCUGCAGAAACAGCAGCAGCAGCUCAGUCAGCCCCGCAACAAUGGAAAACAGCUGCUGCAGAGCAAUGCAAAGAAGGGAACCUACAGGGGAACUCCAAGUGGAGUCCUAACGAAGCUCUGGACGGUUGCUGUAGUCCGCAGGUCUCGCCAUUCACCUACGACAUGCAUCUUUCCAGUACUAGCGUUGGAUGUGGCAACAACAGUGAAGCGGUUGCUAAUAUAGCUGGAGCUUCUACGUUCGCAAGCCCUCCCAGCGUCUCACGGCCGCAGCACUUGUCAGUUUGCGUAUCUUCUAACAGCAGCAACAACAGCCUCAACAUCUGCAUGAAAAGCCUCCGUUCCCAAGCACCGAAUCAGCAGCAUGCCCAGCUGCAUCAGCAGUCACAACAGGAACAGCCUGUAAGCUGCAUCAUUAUUGAGGGAUACUCUGGUGAGCUGGCCUACAUAGAGUUCGUGCCUCAGGGGGACCUCACAGGACUGCAGCUGCUGGCUAGGGCGCGGAGACGAGGAAACAGUUCGGGGUUGUUGCGAGUUGCUGCCGCUGCAUUCGAUUCCUCCACAGCAGCAGUACAUGGACAAGGUGAAAUUGCCCGUACGACAAGCUCAUCUGUAAGAAAACCCCUUACUCCCACCAUAGCUGUGCAGCAGCUAAGGCCGUUGCUGCAACAAUCUCCAGUUUUAUCUGAUGCAAGGGAACGAGGAGUUGGAGGUGGGACAAGUCCUGGCAUCCACAACGGAAGCGGCCCUCGCUGCUGGGUGGUUGGUUAUGAGGAGUUGAUUGCAGGACUUUUACCGGCUUGGAGGUCUUUGAGCUCAGAGUCCCGCAUUUCUCUCUUAAGCGCUGUGGGCGUCUCCACUUGGCAGUCUUUCUUCCAUCUUCUCGGUUUAUCUCAAAACGCCGGUCUUCUGCCCCGUUUGCUGCAAGCCAUAACGACCCAAGCAGAGAAAGGGGAUCGGUCUCUUCGUCGCAGACUAAAGAAAGCUCUGAGCACUUUGCAGGGCUUUCGCAUCGAGCUCGAAGAUCAGCAGCAGCUACUGGCAAAGACACGCUUCCUCCGCCGCCACCGCAGCAGCAGCAACAGCAGCAGCACCGGGCCUCAAGAGGCUCUGCAAAAAAUUAUCCAGUGCUACGUGGGGAUAUCGAGGCUGGCGGAAGAGACGCAUGCUGCUGCUGAUGACCUACUGCAGCACGUCAGGAAUGGGAAACAGCUUCAGCAACAGCUGCAGCAGCAUCAGCUCCACUUUGCGGCUGCUCUUGGCAGAAUCGAUUCCUUCGCCCACUCCCUACAGCAGUUGCAGCAGCUUGCCAGACAGGAGGAACAGCAACUGCAACAGAUGCAACAGCAACAGAAACAACACAUUUGGAAACUUAUGGACCAGUGGUCAUCUGGGGAAAUUGAGAUGCAGCAGCAGCUGCUAAAAACGGUUCUGCAAAUCGCAGCAGCAGAUGCAAGGCACUUGGAUGAUCUGCGAGACGCUUGGAUACAGCUGACUUGCUUGUGCGCGCUACCAAGGAAACUGGCAGCAGACGACACGGUGGAUGCAACGCGAGCAAAAACCACAGCAACAACAGAAUCAGCAGCAGGCGGUCUUGUUGAUACGCUACCUGCAGAUGAGCCGCUUGCUAGAAGGAUUGGGCUCACGAAGGAGAGCGCCCCUCGUCUGUUGUUGCUUUGCCUUAUGCUAGGAGCCGACGAGCUGGCAGUUUGGGUCAUUCAUUGGAUUGACGCAUGUAUGCCGAUUGCAGCGCCUUCUGCAGAAACAGGUUGUUCAGGAGCCGGAAGAGCUCCUGGUUGCAAAGACAAAGUAAGACGCAGCAGCUGUGUUCCUACACUAGUAGCGGCAGAAGACUUCGCAUCUGGCAUUGCAGAAGCACAGGAGGACAUGCAGCCCGAAGCAAAUGUCUAUACACCAGAGAUAUUCGCCCUCCUAAGGAGACGUCUGCUGCGAAUCCGCGCAUGCAGCCAUCUGCCAAGGUGCAGCAGCAAGAUGGCGAAGGCACGCAUUGGCCGGUAUGCUGCAGCAUAUCCUUCCGACAAUAUGCAUGAAGGACCAUACAGAAGCAGCUCAUUGACCACGGAAAACACCACCAAAGGGCAAUAUGCUUCGGCGGCCGCCGAAGCAUCGGCGGCUCCUGCUGCAGCACAUGCGCCUGCUGAAGCAGAAUCCAAGGUAGUAACAAGCAGCAAGAGUCUGAAGACAGUUGCAACAGGAAUCUGCCCCUCCCCAGCAAGUCGUCGUAGUUACACAACAGAUGCUCACGCUCCGGGGUCUACCUUAGGUAGGCACAAGCAGCAGCAUCAACAACAAAAUGGAGCAGCGGCUACAGCUGUUCAGAGCCAUUCUGCUGCUUCUACAACCUACGCAUACGAUUACUUGGGCAUGGUUGAGCCCCUGCUUGAGUCCGAAGAGGAAGCGCAACUGGUGCGUCAAAUUAGGACGCACGACUUAUUGCUGCUCCAGCGGCAGCAACAGAAUCAGCAGCACUGGAGGCAAGAGCAACAGCAGAAGCCAAAGCAACAGUUUGCCGAGCAGCUGAAUGGUGUUAUUACUCCCCCAGAUGGAUCUUCCGUAGCGGCCUUACAGCAAAUGCACCAGAUGUACAACGGCAUGGGCCAAGUGACGCAGGAACAGUUGAUGCUUCUGCAGCAGCAAAAAGAGGAGCUUCCGCAGAUGCAACAGCGUACAUCGUACAAGCAGCAACUAGAAAGUUUUGCUCAGCUGGACACCCCUCAAAUGCCUCCAGUAAUGCCUUCUACUCUAUCCCCCCAAGAGCACCAGCUAAGAUUGUUGAAGGACGACACAGAGAAAGUCCUGCACCCGGAGUUGUUGUUUCUGCAACAGAAAAAUCCUCAACAGCAGCAGCGUAGGGUCCAAUCGGCGUCUAUGUCCCAGACAGCAACAGCUGCUGCUGUUGCACCAGAGCCGCGACGCAGCAGCCGACGCUUGACCUCACCGGCAACAAGGCAGUUGUCUGUGAGGCGACGUCAGCAGCAGGCCGGUGUGUUCGCUGCAGCCCCCCCCAAAAGCAGCAACAGCAGCAUGUCUCCCAAUUCUCGAGGGUCAUCAGUAAAGGGAAUGAGAGAAUUAUCUCCUCCACAGUACAGUCAACAAGCGAGUGAACCCAACGCCAAGCCUCCAGCAGCAGCGAUGAGAAGCAAGAGUGUUGCAGCUAAGCCUGCUGUUGUAGCACGGCGCUCUAGCAGUCCUCAGCAGCAUCAAAAGCAAGAAGAGCCGGCAACAAUUUCAUCAACUGCCCAUACAACGAGCCAGCAACAGCACUAUACGCAAUGGCGGCAAAAGCAGCACAUCACGCACCAUCACGAUUCUGAGCAGUAUACUGCUUUGGAUCUGACUCUGCAGCGGAUCUUUAGAGUUCCUGGGAUAGGCAACCAGGAAGUGAAUGAGAACGGUGCAGCUGCAGCUGAAGCAGCAGCAGCUGCUGCUGCAGUUGCUGUGCAGGUAGCGAAAAGGCACCAGCAGGGAAUGGGCAUGUCUGGCGAGGAGCGCAAGGCCUUGGCCGAUAAGCUAAGAAUGCUGGCACAGCAAUUGCACAACGAUGAAGACGAACCGCAUGCACGGCAGAAAUUCCAGGACCAACAGCCUCAGCAGCAGGAGAAGCAGCUGCAGAACGAACAGCAGCAGCAACAACUGGAGCGACAGAAACAGAUGUUUCCAAACAUGAGCAUCCAUGCAGACAGCGUUGCCUCUGCAUCCCCUCGAGCCAGGGACAGGCGCACCAGUAGUGGCGCAGUUGACGAUGGAUGCCUUGUUUCUUUGGAGAAUAGCACGGAAAGGCAUAAAAAAGGAAGCAGCAGGAACAACAGCGACUUCGCCACAAAAUUAGGAGGAGACUCCGCGAAACCAUCGGGACCAACAGCAGCAACAAACAAAAGGGUACAAGGCUCUGCAGCGUCUGCUGAACAGCUUGAACGCAGAGAAAUGAGACAUUCACGCUGCGGAUAUGGAUUUGAUACAGCAGCAGAGGCAGUAAGCAGAUCAGCAGGCGAAUUCGUAGCAACAAGAAGUGUCAGUCCCCCCACUGCAGAGAAAGAGCAGCAAGCAAGAAUUAUUCAGGUGCUAGACAUCCUCAUGAGGCAGAUCGAGACUUCUCAAAGCCUUGCUGUCCCUAGCGGGACAGCUGCAGCAGCAGAACCUGCAGCGGCAGCAACGAAUGCAGAAACAACGCGGAGGGUUUCGUUGUCGUUUUUCCCUCAUGACCCGGAUGAAGUUCCGGAGAAACCUGAAACGCUGCAGCAGAAAGAGGGUCGUGGCAAGACCAAAAGGAAUCCAGCGACACAAACAGAGAUAGACUUUGCAGGCUCAGGGACAGCAGAAGCGUCACCAUCAAAAGUUGCAGCAAGGCAUGUUCACCAGUGUAGUUCAAGGGCUGCAUUGAGCACGGGCUUGGGGCGGCAAGGACAACAAGAAUGUUCUGCUGCUUCGGGUGUAUCCAGAAUACAAGAAGACUCAGUGGCAUGUGCAGCAGAGAAUGACCAACAUCCUUUCCCUACCUCCAUGCCAUCUCUCGCCGAAAGCUGCACGAGCUGCAGCGAUCAGUGCAUCCUGAGGAGAAAUCAUCCGCCAACAGCUUCCGAACUGUCAAAAGGAGCUGCAACAGGUGCUGCUUCCUUUGAACGAAACGUUGCUGCAGGUACGACCAGGAGACGACAGCAUGACCCAUAUUCAAAGGCCGUGCUGCGGCUUCUGCACGAUGAAGAGCAGCAACAACAGCAAAAGGAAGGUAGGAAACAGCAUCAAGCCUCGACCAACAGAGUCCAGCGCCAGCAGUCACAACAGAACGAGGCCUUCAGUGUUUCUGUUUCGCCACAACAUCGCUCCAUCUCAAGGCAUCAUUCGUUGCCACAGCGCCACGUCGACCUUGCGAGGCCGGCCGCUGCGCAGCACCCAACAGCAAAGCCUGUAGCACAAAGUGACUCUGGAACAGCAUGUAACUCAGACGAAGGAGCGUCUACAACACAACCCGAAGCAAAAGAAGAGGAGGCGGAGGUAUCACCAGCGCCUGCUGCUCGGAGAGAAGCACCAUCUGAAGAAAGUAUCACAGUGAUAUCAAAAGGGCAACAGCAGCAACAGCCAGAGCAGCAUCCCUCCUACGGAGUAAAGCCAAACAGUUCCAAAGAUGAUUCCCUAUACGCAUCCUCAAACUUGGUUGGGUCAGUAACUGUCGCUGCGGAGGCUGCACCUUUUCGCGCUAAAGCUGAUGCUAUGGCAACAGCAUCAGCAUUCGAGCCCGAUGCAACGCCAGGAGCCCUACAAGCGGAGGCAGCUCCAGAAGCCUCAGAUGGAAGACCAAGGGCAACAGUUCCAGGAAAGCCCUCUGGAGAGGCCACUUCAGAUAAGCGACAGCAACAGCCCCGGGGCAAAGCAGUGCUCCUUGGGAACACGGCAUGGACCACUGGUAGCAAGCGCCAAAUCCAACGCAGCGUCAUUAGCAGCAGCAACAUUAGCACCAGCAGCAACAAUGCAAACAGCUACAGCAAGCCUGCGCCCUCCAGAAGAGUUCUAGAGAAGCGAUGCGGGGAACAAACAGACGAGGAGGCAAAUCGAAGCCAGCAGUCGACGGUACAAAGGCAUGUGCCUCAUCAUCAAUAUACAAAACCGCACCAGCAGCAGAAUAAGACAGAAGGGAAUGCAGCUUUAGCAGCAGCAGACACGCCAAGCCUGGGUGCUAUUUUAGCGGCUUCUGCCCAUAGCACCACCACUCCACAGCAGCAGCAGAGGCGAGAACGGCAGCUGCUGCUGCUGCAGCAGCAGCGACAACGCUUGAGGCAACAGCAACAGCUGCAGCAGCAGCAGCAACUAUCUCCCCUGGAGGAGCUGAAGCUUCGGAGAAUCAAAGUGAAGGAAAUGGCACUGCAGCAAAGACUAAAGGCUAAUGGACUGGCGUAA
Messenger RNA from Eimeria maxima, 6084 nucleotides. RefSeq lists its product as hypothetical. Gene Ontology annotation, molecular function: transcription coregulator activity. Gene Ontology annotation, biological process: regulation of transcription by RNA polymerase II. Lineage: Eukaryota; Apicomplexa; Conoidasida; Eucoccidiorida; Eimeriidae. The record is from RefSeq and is a predicted model, not a curated record. Gene Ontology annotation, cellular component: SWI/SNF complex; nucleus. The transcript is spliced from 6 exons. The coding region runs from base 1 to 6084 and encodes 2027 amino acids.